GUUUUGUCUGCAGUUGUUGGUUGUCUACUUUUAAGGAUUCCUGCAUGCUUUGGCAUAGUCAGUCAUCUCGAGGCUUUUGGCGCGUUCAAACGGCUUUUUCUUGGACAAAAAAUCUAAUUGUUGUUAGAAACUAUUGUUAAAUUUGCACGUUUCAGAACCGACGGCUUAUUGAAAAACGGUGUGGUUAAAUAGAAAACAGUAUCUUAAAAUUAAACGAGAAUCCUGUAGAAGGAAGAAAACAAAACAAAAACAUUAGAUCCUCUUAUAAAACAAAGUGCAAAGGAAUUUAAAGUUCAUCCACAGAAAGAGAAAGGUAUUGAAACAACAACAAAACAUAAACUAGAGGACAAUCUCAACAACAAACAAACAACAAAUGCAAACUUGUCAACAACAGAUCCUGGCAGAAACAGCAACUAUGCCACAACAGCCUUAAUGCGGCAAUAAGGCAAAAAAAGAGGAAUUGUCUAGCAACACCAGUAAGCGAAGAGCCAACAAGACCAACUAUUUGACCAUAAACGAAUAAAAGCCAAACGGAAAUCUCAAACUACGAGCUAACAUCCAUCCAUCCAUCCUUCCUUCCUUCCAUACACCAUAAGGACAUAAGGACAUCAGCAUAUGUUGUAUGCCUUUUGUAUGACAUGAUGCUCAUGCUUCUGCUGCUACUCCUAUUGCUAUUUUUGUGUAUGAUGAUGAUGCCGAUGGUAAUGCCGAUGUUGCCGCUGAUAAGUUUCAAACAGUUGGUGACUUUUAAGCCUUGGUUUCCUCAAUUUCACUUCUUCAACAUUUGCUGUGGACGCGGCCACAUCGGUCCUAGCAGCGGUGGUGGUAUAAGUGGUGGCAAUGCCUGUGGUAUUGCCUUUGGCCUUAAGUUAACAUGGCUUACAUGCCUCUAUGCCUUGAUGUGGUAUGGCCUAACGACCGCAAAAUUAACAGCCGAGGCAGGAUCUCACAUGCGUCUAACACAGCGUAAUAAUCAUGCCAACAUAUCCGAAUUGUUAGAUAAUCUGCUAAGGGGUUAUGACAACAGCAUAAGGCCAGAUUUUGGAGGUCCACCUGCUACCGUUGAAGUGGAUAUCAUGGUUCGUAGCAUGGGUCCCAUUUCAGAAGUGGAUAUGACUUAUUCCAUGGAUUGCUAUUUUCGCCAAUCAUGGGUUGACAAACGUUUGGCGUUCAAGGGAGCCCAAGACACGCUGGCUUUGAGUGUCUCAAUGUUGGCGCGUAUCUGGAAGCCCGAUACCUAUUUUUACAAUGGCAAACAGAGCUAUUUGCAUACAAUAACAACACCGAAUAAAUUUGUGCGCAUCCAUCAGGAUGGUAGGGUGUUGUAUUCCAGCAGAUUAACAAUAAAGGCUGGCUGUCCCAUGAAUUUGGAAGAUUUCCCUAUGGAUAUACAGAAGUGUCCUUUGAAGUUUGGAUCCUUUGGCUACACUACAUCAGAUGUCAUCUAUCGCUGGAACAAUGAAAGGCCGGCUGUGGCCAUUGCCGAGGAUAUGAAAUUGUCACAAUUCGAUUUGGUUGAUUGUCCGGCGGGCAAUUUAACCGAUGUUGUCUACAAAGCUUCCUCACCCUUUGACCGCUAUGGCAAGGACAUGGGCAAAAUGAGACGAAACGGCGACCAUCAUCGCUAUGACAACAACAAUGAGGACCACAAUAAAAUUGUUACAUACAACAAAACUGUAACAACAUUUGCUGGACCAGCAGCAAAAAAUCAACAUGUUCGUGGCACCGGUAUUCAAUUGGAUAGUGGUAUUUUGGGUGCCGGAGGUGGCUCAGGAGGUGGACGCAUACAACUUGAAAUGGAUCAAUCAUCUGAAUACUCCAUGCUCAUGGUCAACUUCCACUUGCAACGUCACAUGGGCAAUUUUCUAAUACAAGUAUAUGGACCCUGCUGUCUGCUGGUGGUAUUGUCUUGGGUCUCAUUCUGGCUAAAUCGUGAGGCUACCGCUGAUCGUGUGUCUCUGGGCAUAACAACUGUCUUGACAAUGACAUUUUUGGGUUUAGAAGCCAGAACGGAUCUACCCAAGGUACCAUAUCCCACGGCAUUGGACUUUUUCGUAUUCCUUUCGUUUGCCUUUAUUUUCGCCACUAUUCUACAAUUUGCCGUAGUCCAUUAUUUCACCAAAUAUGGUUCGGGUGAAUGUUAUUUUAUAAUUGAAGAAUUGGAUUCGGAUACUGAGGCGGAGAGUGCGGUAAGACAGACACCUAAAUUGGGCAUGACCCCGGAUUAUACUCCCACCGAGAGUACAGAAUCGAAAAUUUACGAAGUUAUACCUUUAUCAAUGUGUUCCAUAAAUAUACCGAAUCGUAGAGAAGCGAAAAGGAGACGCAGCCGUUAUGAAAGGCGUAUGGGGUUCAUGAAUUGUUGGCGUCAAUUGCUGAACUGGUCGGGAGGUAGACAAAGUCGAGGUCGCCAUAAACCGCAUUUUGAGUCUUCCGAUGAAGAUGGCGAAGAGGUACACUUGAGAGCCAGUGAGGAUAUCACUCCUAAAAAAUAUUCAGGUCGCCGUCGCAUGUCCUACUACAGACGAGAAGAGUUGGAUGCCCGACGCAAGGGUAAACGCACCCCUCAAUACAAUUCCGUAUCGAAAAUUGAUCGAGCCUCACGCAUUGUCUUUCCCAUACUAUUCCUACUUAUAAAUGUCUUCUAUUGGUAUGGUUACCUGUCGCGCAGCUCACGCAUUUUGGCGCCUAGUAAUACGACCACCUGAUGUUAUCUUUUGGCAAUUUAGAUGCCAAGGCGAGAGGAAAUCGAAGCAGAAGAUAUUGGCCGUAAAAAUUGGAAUUGGAAUUGGGAUCAAUUGAUGGUGAUGAUGGUUAGCAUAUUACAAAUUAAACCAAAUUUUACAAAAAAAAACUAAGACGAAAGCUUAAGCUUUUGAUUCUGCUUUUAAGUUUUAUGAUUUCUUCGAACUAAAUUGCCAAGCUUAAGGGACUUUAUAUAAGAUAUAUACAUAUAUAAUUAGAGCUUUUUGUCUUAAGCCCAAUUUAAAGAUUUUAUUGAAAACAAAUAUUUAAAAUCGAUUGUAUUCCUUUAUAGAGAAAUUAAAAUAGAGACUUCCCAAUUGAUGAAUUAUUUUAAAAAUAACUUAAAAGCUCUACCUAACAUAGAUGUCGCUCUAUAAAAGAUGUAUUACACACCAAUAUAAUAUCCCUUGAGAAGUAUCUAUAUUAAUUUUUACACACUAAUAAUAGCUUUUCACGCACCAUCUUAUUUUUACAGAGUUAUAUGUUCAAAUGGCACAUAGAUGUCGCACUAUGCCUGAAAGUUGCAUAACUUAAAAUGCUUGUAUCCCCAUGUAUUUAAACUUUUUUUCCCAAAAACUUAAUAGGAUCCAUCCAUUGGUAGCCCAGGCAGAAUGGUUUAAAGGCUCCUUGUGUUUUAGGGGGCCGUUCCCUAAAAGUUUCACUACUUAAAAUGCUUGCAACCCCACCUAUUGAAAUUUUUAGUAUAAACUAAAUAUGGUGCCUACGGUGAUAGUCCAUGAAGAGUUACCUAUUAAGCGCAGAUGGUGAAAUUUUCGUUACCAUAAGAAGUGCAUUGACAUAUCCUAAACGAAAUUUUCGUUACCAGUACCGUUACCGAAAAUUUCGCUUCCAGGUACGCAGCCCAAAUCAAAUUUUCUUUAAGUAACAGGGUGACAUAAUAGGCAUUGAUGUUUUUUUAAUUGCAACUACGAAUGAAAAUGUACGUUCAAAUAAAGGGUGAUUUUUUUGAGGUUAGGAUUUUCAUGCAUUAGUA
Molecule: messenger RNA, 3739 nt
Organism: Stomoxys calcitrans (stable fly)
Lineage: Eukaryota; Metazoa; Arthropoda; Insecta; Diptera; Muscidae
Product: gamma-aminobutyric acid receptor alpha-like
Exons: 8
Coding region: 639-2708 (689 amino acids)
Biological process (GO): signal transduction; chemical synaptic transmission; nervous system process
Cellular component (GO): neuron projection; synapse; membrane
Molecular function (GO): extracellular ligand-gated monoatomic ion channel activity; neurotransmitter receptor activity; GABA-A receptor activity
Source: RefSeq, a predicted model, not a curated record